This is a messenger RNA of Notodromas monacha, 2725 nucleotides long. The record is from the annotation of a GenBank genome assembly. Lineage: Eukaryota; Metazoa; Arthropoda; Ostracoda; Podocopida; Cyprididae.
CUUUCAAAAGACCUGAAAAGUUUGUUAACUGAUUUCCUUCAAUCUGACCCCGGCUUUUUUUCUAGUUAAUCUGUCAAAGAAAAUUCUCAACAAGGUUUAAUAACGGUGUCGUCUUCUCCUUAUUUCUGGAAAUUCGAACCUGUUCUUUUAAUCCGAAUGUCCGUGUUCUAAAUUUUUUUUUUUGGCGAAGAUGUUCCUCGUUUCGAGGCUGUCUCGAGGCAGAAAUGGUCUCCUGAUUUCAAUCGUCCUUCUUGCAUUCUUAUUGGGUUUUCUGUCCAGUAAUUGCGUGGAUGCAGCGAGGUCGAAAAAAUCCAGUGGAAUUUCGCUGUUUGGUGGCUCGUCUUCGCGGCUCUACUCCCCUUUCGACGAUAACAAUGAUGACGACGACGAUGAGGAUUACAACUCCAUGGAUCAGGCGGAGGAGCAGUGUGACGGGGACUCGUGCGGCAGCGACAGUGACCCGAGACCGGGCAUGCGAGGUCGACGGGAUUUUGGGCUCAGAGAUGAUGGUGCCUCUUGGCACUGGUACUUGCUGUGGGGCUCAUUGUUGUUUGGCACACUUGCUGCACUGGGCAGUGGAGCUCCGUAUGCCCAAAUUUUGCUCAAGUCUCAAGUUGUUGACAAGUUCAAGCCCAUGUUUGGAGGACAUGAUAAGUUUGACCCCGAAGACGAGCUCUCUGAGUCAGAGACUGAUGACGAUGAUGCUGUGCCACCUGCUGAGCCACCCAAUGAAGACUUUGAGGAAGAAGUUAUUUCUAAAAGCGAAUACCUCAGCCUGGUGGAUGACUUCAAAUCUGAGCCAAAAGCUACCUUUUCCUGGUGUCAGAUGCGAGGCUUGCUUCGCUCCAAAUGCCCCUAUUGCGAUUCUAAGCAAGUUACAAUUCCAUCUUGCCACCUGCAUGACAGCGUAGAUUCAUGCAUGGAUAAUAUUAUGUUAUUCAUGCAGAUGCACUGGGUGAGUCAGGAUUGCGUCUCUGGCGGCCAGUUCCACUGCUCCCACUGCUCUGGCAAAAUCCACGUCCUCGACGGCACCUGGUUCGACGCUGCCCCCGUCGAGAUCUGGAAGGCCCUCGGGAUCCCGUUUCACUGGGCCACGUGCCACGGCCCCCACGUGGCGUCCCGCACCCUCGACUUGCCCCUCGACACCACCCUCGCGUGGUACAAGCGGUGUCGCGACGUGUCUGACAUGGCGCUGCGCACUUGCGAACCCCCCGGGGAACAGCAACCCCUGGGCAAGGACCACUACACCCACCACGACCACGUGGCGUGUCCUCUGUUUCGUCUGGGUGGCCCCGGACAAGUGGUGGAGGUGGAUGUCGUGGACAAGGACCUGUUGUUGGCUGACAAAUUCGUGCUGCUUUGCGUGGACAGAGACUCUGGCAGGGCCUUGGCUGUGCCGACCAGGGCUAAAAGUGCACGAGCUGUUCAGCAAGUGCUGACCAAGAAGUUGAGGGAAGGCACUAGUAUCGUGCUGGCUCAGGGGAAUCAGAAUCAGAGCAAGCUUUUUGUGCUGCCGGCCUUGAGAGAGAAGAUGGCGCAGGUUUUGGGUGGCAGGAGAGAGCCUGUGCCUGAGGACAUGCUGUCGGUGUAUGUGUCGCAGGCUGUGUGGGCCAGGCAGCACGAGGACUGCACCUAUGACCACUUCCGCAUCAUGGAACUGGCACCAUUUGAGGAAGAAAUUAUGUCACUGAAAGACCAGUUCAAACCAGAAAUGUUGGAGAAAGGGUAUCAAUGGUGCCAAGAUCGAGGUUUGGUGGCACAAGCUUGCUCCAAUUGCAAUACCAAGUUGGAGCUGUCCACAAAGAUCAAAGAUAACACCUGUGUUGGCUAUUGCCCCAACUGUCAGUCAACUUGUGACCCCCUGGCAGGGACUUGGUUUGAAGAGUGUGAACUGGACCCCUGGGCUUCCAUUGCCAUCUUGUUUUAUUGGGCUGUGGGCUACACAUAUCCCCAGGCUGCAUCCAGGAUCCAGGUGUCUCCCUCCAUUGCAAGAGCUGCUUAUGCUAAAUGUGUGAAGUUCUCUGAAAAGGCACUUGCUUUGUGCAAAGAUGAGCUGUACCUCGAUGUUCCAACAAAACACUAUGAAACGCAUCAACACCAAGCUUGUCCCCAGUUCAAAAUCGGAGGCAAAGGCAAGAAGGUAGAGGUUGCUGUAGUGGGGAAGAACCAGCUGGUCAAGGACAACUUUGCCAUCAUUGGGGCUGAAGUUGGCUCUUGGCGCUGCUUUGUCCUCCCAUCCUCAAUCAUCAAUAAAACCCUGGUGGACUUUGCAAUGCACCAACGAGUCAGAGAGGGCUCUAUAGUGUACCAUCCCCUUAGUCUGUACCAUGGAGGUGACAGGACCCAGUAUUUGCCUCAGACCUUUAUGCCACAAGGCACAGCAGUGGCAUCUACUGAGGACAGGAAAGUGAGUGUGGAGCAUGUUGACAAAGUGAGGGAUGAGAUGAGGGCCAAUGUUCCUGAGUUGCUGUCUGCCUGGGACUACUAUGUUUUUGUGGUGCAAUACAUGUACAACAAAAAGUUUUGGUUUUCUCCAUCUGAGUCUUUCAGAAGAAUUCUGGAGCACAUUGCUGAGGUCUAUAAUAACUCACCAGAAAUGACUGCUUGAAGUGGUCAGCAUCCUUCAUGGGACAAACCCAAUUUGUGUGCUUUGGUGCAUUUGUUUUCAUGGUUGUGAUUUGAGUGAUGCAAUCAAAGAACAAGCUUGAUUCUGGCUGUGAUCAAU